Aspergillus udagawae is the source of this 1746-nucleotide messenger RNA. RefSeq lists its product as uncharacterized. NCBI's taxonomy places the organism in Eukaryota, Fungi, Ascomycota, Eurotiomycetes, Eurotiales, Aspergillaceae. The transcript has 5 exons. The coding region runs from base 1 to 1746 and encodes 581 amino acids. The record is from RefSeq and is a predicted model, not a curated record.
AUGACAAAGGGCGAGGCAACAAGAGUGACUGCACAAUGCAUAUACCUUUCCGCUAUCCUUUCUGGUGCCCUUCUGGGUGAGUUACUCUUUGGGAGGGUUGGAGCGAGUUAUGCCCCUGCCUUUGCUUUUAUGGCUGGAUUGACUGUAAAAUCUGCCGGUGGAUCCUUUGUUGGUGACCCAAAAUUGAGAGAUGAGAUAGCAGUGAUUGCUCUUAUCAGAGUAUUCAAGGCAGAGCUUCCAGUUGCAACAGGAUUGGACCUUCAAGAGAUCUGGAAGGCGGCAUUAGAAAGUGAGCUCAGUGGCGGAUAUGACACUGAUUGCCGUGACAAGCUGAAGGACUGCAUGAGGCAAGAGUUCACUGACCAAGGCGUGGAUCUGAGCAUACUGGAAGAAAUAAUGAUGUCCUUGGAUAAAAUUCACGAUGUGGGUGUUAAUCCCGCUGAGAUGUCAGAGGAUGACAUCAAGCACCUGUUUGGCGACUACGAUCAUGAUGGGGUGGAUCUUCUCCCACCUCCACCUCCAACACCAGAGUCGCCGCCACCCGCAUCACCACCCGUAUCGCGGCCUGCAUCACCACCACCAUCCUCACCACCAUCCUCAUCACCUCCCGACAAGAAGGACGAUGAUGGGAGUGACUAUAUCUCCCGAUGGAGACAGUAUAUCAUCGCCGUGCAGGAUCAGUUGUACCUUCUCGAGCCGGAGGUCGGUGGUGCUAUCGAGGAAAGCACCGCGCAGGCACUAGAAGCCAUCGCCAAUGGGCUUGCUAGAUUAAACCAACUGCUCGAGUUCUGGCCUGACUACAAAGGGGAUGAUGCAACGAACAAGCAGCGCCUGGCCAUUAUACAAUCUACGACCGACUUGGUUGGAAAUGGAAAGCAGGACGUGAAGGACACAGAUGAGGAUACCUCAGUUCUUAACAAGGUGCUUGCGCUCGAAGAAAAGCUAAAUGGUUUGAGGACCCAAUUCAGGGACGAAACGACUGCCGAGCAAGCCGAGCUGGACAAGAUCAAGCCCGAGCUCCAAACAGCCGUUGAGAAAAUGUUUGCUGAUCAAAAGCUAUACCAGAGCGCCCAGGGCAAGCUCUUGGCGAAUAUCAAGGAGAUUAGUGAUGCGGAGCUGAAACAUGAUCCAGGUGCUACUAUUAAAGGUGGCGUGGAAUGGUACAAGGACCUUCUCCGAAGACGAACUUCUGCCCGUGAAGAGACCCAAAGCAUUGCAGAUGCAGCGGAUGCAACUUACCUCCAAUCGGAGGAAAUCGUGGUCAGCAUACAGGCCCGCCAGGCAGAGCUGAAUCACAUCCACAAACGGCGAUUCUCGGUUGAACGCGAGAUCACCAAAGCAGAGAUGAUCAUUGACGACCUAAAAAUCAUGAUCAACGGCACAAAGCAACAGGAGGAUCGGGUGUUAUCCAUGGUGGAUCUCUUGUCAUCCACCCUUGAUGAUCUAACGCAUGUUGGUGAGCCCCCGUAUCAUCGACAUGACCGAAAGAUCGCAGAUCAAAUGUGCACGACGGUCUUGAAGGUUCACCGAGAGUCUUUGGUGGAUCCCUCCUUUGUGGACAGUGCAAGAGAGGCUGUCACGGCUGUCCAGAACUGGUUUGACGACUACAUGCCAAAGAGUGUGCAGGAGGAGAUUGAUGCGAUUGUAAACAACUCACUGUAUCAGCCAUCAACCAAUGAUGAUGCCAAAGGAGAUGACGAAAUGGAACUUGACGAAGAGCAAGGUCCUUUAGUUGGAUAUAACUGA